AUGAUUCUGGAGCUUCUCGACGUUUGUCUCUGGCACCUCAGCCCCCCCCCCCCCUGGCCAUACAAGCAAGGACGACAGAAAGACUUCUCCAACUUCCCCUCUUCUCCCUUUACUCUUGCUCCGUCUCCCGCGCAAAGGGACAACUUGGCCCGCAUCCGAGAUAACCAGAGGAGAUCGCGCGCCCGGCGGAGAGAGUAUGUCCAUGAGCUCGAACAGCGGCUCAGGGUGUACGAGCUCCAGGGCGUCGAGGCCUCCACUGAAGUCCAGAUGGCUGCGAGAAGAGUAGCAGAGGAGAACAGGCAGCUGCGGGAACUGCUCAACAGACACGGUGUUUGCGACGACCACAUCGCCCAUUACCUGCAGUCGGGCACUUUUGCACCCCUCGAUGCCGAACAGAACCACCCGUUUCGCGCCGGUGACGCCGGAACGGCUGUACAGUCGCUGCACCAUGUGAUGCUGCCGCGACGGCUGACCGGCCUGGACCAAAGCAUGCCGCUCCCUGUGCCGGGCCAGUCGAGCCGGGAGACUUCGACGGCCAGCGGGUCAACGACAAGCUCGUCCGUCUGGGAACCGUCGCAGCCGUCGAUGGCUUCGUACGGCCACCAGCGUCACAUGGGCAUGUCGGCCGCAGUCAUGGGCUCGGCCGUCCACGCCCAGUACCCCCCGAGCAACCUGCCCGGGGGUCACAACACGGGCCGGCAAGACGCCGUCUUCGGUGGGCAGGCGUCCCCCUCGAUGCUCAACAGCCCCGGCCAGACGAUGCCUACGACACAGGCCAUGCAAGCUAGCCGUCCGCUCAUGAACUUGCAAUAUUCGUUGCCGACUUACCCAGACUCGACGAUGCCGCACUACGGCCCUCCGGGAAGCGGCUGCUGA
Molecule: messenger RNA, 876 nt
Organism: Hirsutella rhossiliensis
Lineage: Eukaryota; Fungi; Ascomycota; Sordariomycetes; Hypocreales; Ophiocordycipitaceae
Exons: 2
Coding region: 1-876 (291 amino acids)
Source: RefSeq, a predicted model, not a curated record